This is a messenger RNA of Cuscuta epithymum, 1185 nucleotides long. The record is from the annotation of a GenBank genome assembly. Lineage: Eukaryota; Viridiplantae; Streptophyta; Magnoliopsida; Solanales; Convolvulaceae.
CACACAUACUUACUAUCUCAUCUGCUGGACCUCUACAGCUCAGAUCAACUACUAGUUAAUGAAAUUACUCUCUGUGUAUAUAUAGACACAUAUCUGUUCUACACCAUUCACUCUGAUCUACUUCCAUUCUAACUGCUACCUGCCAGAAAGAAACCAUAAAGAAAUAAAAAGAAGCCAGAAGCUGAUAUAAAGGCAGGUAGGUAGCUGAGUUGGAGGACUCUCUGGGCAGGCAAUGGGAAGGUCUCCUUGCUGCGAAAAAGCUCACACAAACAAGGGAGCUUGGACUAAAGAAGAGGACGAGAGGCUCAUAGCUUACAUUAAAGCCCACGGGGAGGGCUGCUGGCGGUCCCUCCCGAAGGCCGCCGGCCUCCUCCGCUGCGGCAAGAGCUGCCGCCUCCGCUGGAUCAACUACCUCCGCCCUGACCUCAAGCGAGGCAACUUCACCCAUGAGGAAGAUGAGCUUAUCAUAAAGCUUCACAGCCUUUUAGGCAACAAGUGGUCUCUUAUAGCCGGAAGAUUACCGGGAAGAACAGACAAUGAGAUAAAGAAUUAUUGGAACACACAUAUAAGAAGGAAGCUUUUGAGCAGAGGAAUCGAUCCGACCACUCACCGGCCUAUCAACGGCGGCGAAUUGCAACCAAAAGAUGAGGUACUCGCCGCCGAUAAUUACACGACGGCCGGUAAAGAUUUGGUGGCCAAAAAAGAAGAGGAAGAAGAGUAUAUGUUUUCGAAUAAGGAGGUCGCAGCCGGAGAAGGGAUGUGCCCGGACCUGAAUCUUGAGCUCAGAAUCAGCCCGCCGUAUUAUUACCAAGAAAGACCGCCGCCGCCGCCAUUGCAGUUGGCGGCCGGAUCAGCCGGCGGUGGGCGGGUCAGAGCGAUGUGCUUUGCAUGCAGUUUGGGAAUACUGAACAGCACGGAUUGCAGCUGCAAAGGUUACAAUUUCACCGGCGCCGGCAGCUUGUAGUCUUAUGGGUAGUGGUCGCCGGCGGCUCUCAGUGUAAUUGCUGGGCUAAUUUCUUUGGAGUUCUUUUUUCGUAUUCCAUUUAAAAUUUGUAGAGGAGUAACAUUUGAAUAUAAUGGUUGAGAUAAAAUAUACUAGUAUAAUGUCUUUAUCCCUUUUCUUGCAUUUUUUUUCAUAAUGUUUAAAAAUUACCUCUGACUUUUAUUCUGCAUCGUGUGUUAAUC